Molecule: messenger RNA, 1308 nt
Organism: Puma concolor (puma)
Lineage: Eukaryota; Metazoa; Chordata; Mammalia; Carnivora; Felidae
Gene: NRAS
Product: NRAS proto-oncogene, GTPase
Biological process (GO): signal transduction
Cellular component (GO): membrane
Molecular function (GO): GTPase activity; GTP binding
Source: RefSeq, a predicted model, not a curated record
GGCCGGAAGUGCCGCUCCCUAGUGGGGGCUGUUCAUGGCGGUUCCGGGGUCUCCAGCCUUUUUCCCAGUUGUUCUAAAUCAGUUGGAAGCGGAGGCAGCGAAGUUUGAGGUUCUCGCUGGUGUGAAAUGACUGAGUACAAACUGGUGGUGGUUGGAGCAGGUGGUGUUGGGAAAAGCGCACUGACAAUCCAGCUAAUCCAGAACCACUUUGUAGAUGAAUAUGAUCCCACCAUAGAGGAUUCUUACCGAAAACAGGUGGUUAUAGAUGGUGAAACCUGUCUGUUGGACAUACUGGAUACAGCUGGUCAAGAAGAGUACAGUGCCAUGAGAGACCAAUACAUGAGGACAGGCGAAGGCUUCCUCUGUGUAUUUGCCAUCAACAAUAGCAAAUCAUUUGCAGAUAUUAACCUUUACAGGGAACAGAUUAAGCGAGUAAAAGACUCCGAUGAUGUACCUAUGGUGCUAGUAGGAAACAAGUGUGAUUUGCCAACAAGGACCGUCGACACAAAACAAGCCCACGAACUGGCCAAGAGUUAUGGGAUUCCAUUCAUUGAAACCUCAGCCAAGACCAGACAGGGUGUUGAAGAUGCCUUUUACACACUGGUAAGAGAAAUACGUCAGUACCGAAUGAAGAAACUCAACAGCAGUGAUGAUGGGACUCAAGGUUGUAUGGGGUUACCGUGUGUGGUGAUGUAACAAGAUACUUUUAAAGUUCUAGCAUCAGAAAAGAGCCACUGUCAAGCUGCACUGACACCCUGGUCCUGACUUCCCUGGAGGAGAAGUGUUCCUGUUGCUAUCUUCAGUUUCACAAAGAAGCUCCUGCUAUUUCCCCAACUCUCUGUAGAUCAGUACAUUAUUCUCUGUUUGAGAAGUUCUCCGAAUAACUACCUCCUCACUUGGUUGUCUGACCAGAGAAAUGAACCUCUUGUUACUCCCCACUGUUUUUCCACCCUGGUUCUCCCCCAGCACAUAUAAACAAACCUCCCAGGUUUUUCAUCUGAAAAGUAAUUCAUGCUCUGAAACAGAGAACCAAACUGUAGACAUGAAAUUCUGUAGGAAACAAUGUCUUGAGCUCUAAAGUAGCAACUGCUGGUGACUUUUUUUUUUUUUUCCUUUUUACUGUUGAACUUGGAACUAUGUUGGUUUUUGGAGAAAUGUCGUAAGUUACUGUUUUGCUGAGUAUAUAGUUAAGUUUACCAUUCGGUUUGUUUGUAAUGUUAUUGGCUAUACUCUAUACCUGGCAUCUGCUCUGCAUUCAUAAAAACAAAAGUGAAUUCUGACUUUUGAGUCUAUCCUAGUGUUCUCAAC